AGUGCAAUAUUUUAUUUAUUGCAGAGAACUUAAUGAGAGUAGAGAGCAGAAAUUCGUGGAAGACAACGAGGCAGCAGUUGAUCGGGUAAGCUACGCGGAAUUGAGAGUCGAGAGUGGGGCGAACCUUCCCCCUUCCCAAUCCGAAAACAAUUCCCCAUCUUUAAAUUUCCAUCUUUAGGCAUUGGCUGCUGGAAUUUGCAUUUACAUGUUUAGGGUUUCAGUACAAUUCAAGUGUUUCCUUCCGAUGGCGCUCACUUCCAAUCCUCCCGAAGAAAGCGUAAAGAUCUCCUUCGGCGUAUAUAAGCCCACCGACGGCCAUGACAUUGACGACGCAGUCGCUCAUUUGAGGUCUCUCAUUUCCCUCGCCGAGCGGGCGGCGGAUCUCAAAGCGAUCAUUUUGAAGAGCGUUAAUGGCUCCUGGGUCGCAGUUUUCUGUGUCUCGAGCGUGAGCCAGACUCGAACCGUAGACGAUGAAGUAAUCCGCGUUGUGGACUGGGGUUCGUUCCAGAAGAUCACGGAGGAGCAGAAAGCGAAUUUUAACAAGGGGAAGCUGUCGGUGGGGGACAUUGUUAGCGUGAGGAGAAUUUAUACGGAUUUAAAUAACCAGGAGCUGAUUGCUUACAGCUGCCUGGCGGUGCUCAAAUCCUUCUUUGCGCAGAUAGAGGGGCUUAAUUCUAGUGCCUUUUACAAAUCCAAAGACGGCAAGUUAAUAAUGGGGCUGGGCAUAUGGGACAGCGCCGAGUUCGCCUCUGCGCUCUUGGAUUCGCCCAAUGGCAGCCCCGGGGAGGCCUACUGGAAGGACCUCGGUGCUACAAAUCUCAAGUUCGAAAUUUGUCAGGUUGUUUACAUCAGCAAGGAAAAUUCUCCCUUGCCCCAAACCCUCGAUUCCACCGACCAACAGAUCAGGACAGUCUAGACGGAGGGACUCUCUGCCAUUUUCACGCAGAACAGAAGAGAACAGAAGAGGGGUAAAUGGAAUUCGGAAAGAGGAUCGAAAUUUCCACUGCUCCAAUCCUGUAUUUUACUUUUAUUUCUCAUUCAACAUUAUUUUAAAGACAGACAGGGCUCCACUAAGCGAUGGAUGACCUCCCUAACAACAAAUUCUCCGCACACUUUACGCCACUAUUUUGACUUCAACUACCUAGGUAUAUGUAUAUACAAAUUAUUUUCAUCGAUUGUUUUGAUUAUUUAGCAACGUUGUAUUUACACGUCCCAAGAGCUUGAAAAUUGUAUCUAUCAAGCAAAUCUCAACCCUUCUUCACCCAUCAAAUUACAAAUGCUUUGGCUUUUUAAGCUGAGUCCCUAACAUCUUUUGAAAAUGUAUUCGGAAGUUUUAUAAUAUUAUUAAAGGUGUCUCAAUUUUUUAUAUCAA
Molecule: messenger RNA, 1372 nt
Organism: Cryptomeria japonica (Japanese cedar)
Lineage: Eukaryota; Viridiplantae; Streptophyta; Pinopsida; Cupressales; Cupressaceae
Exons: 2
Coding region: 206-916 (236 amino acids)
Source: RefSeq, a predicted model, not a curated record